GGACCUGCGACGCUGUGCCUGUGAUAGACGCCGAGUUCCACAGCAGCCCGGCCAUCCCGUCGCUCGCCGUCAUCGUGGUGUGCUCCGUGCUGCUCGCCGCCAUGGUGCUGAUCGCGUCCGUGCUCGUCUGGAAACACAAAAGAAAAAUGCAAAACUUCCUGCCGUGCAAGACGUCCCCGCAGAACAGGUGCGACGUGUCCAACGGGAACGGCGUCAUCUACGAGGACCUCACCAACAUUCGGCCGCGCACGCUGCCCAACCACUGCGCCACGGGGCAGACAGCGCCCUCCAUCGAGAUGAUCGACGUGAAGGGGCCGGCGAGCGCGGGCUACGGCGGCGCGGGCAACAUCUUCGUGUGCCAGGCGGCGCCGCGCGCCGAGCCCUACGCGUCCCAGGACCUCUACAACCCUGUCUACGAGGAGCUGUCCAACGGGUCCGGCGAGCGGCCCGACUCGGAGCCCGAAUCGGAGGCGCUGGCGGGCGGCAGCGAGGACGAGUUCGCCGACGAGGAGCUGUCGCUGGGCGGCGACGCCGACGCGGCG
Gryllus bimaculatus (two-spotted cricket) is the source of this 542-nucleotide messenger RNA. Lineage: Eukaryota; Metazoa; Arthropoda; Insecta; Orthoptera; Gryllidae. The record is from the annotation of a GenBank genome assembly.